AUGGAUGCCAUGGAACAUAGAAAAGAGCCUGCUAACGAUAACGCAACUCAUUCAUCAUCCACGAAGCAAAAAGAGAAAAGCCGUGCAAAUGGGAAAAAGCUAGUAGCCAAAAGAAAAGGAGAGAAAGUUCCGAAAUUUAACAUUCCAGGGUCUGCAAAUCGGUUAAAGAUCAAGGAGAAGGCUGUGCUUACAGAUGUAUUCUCCAAAUAUGGACCAAAAUCUCCUGUCUCUGUAAAAGAACAGAGCUAA
Ilex paraguariensis (yerba mate) is the source of this 249-nucleotide messenger RNA. Lineage: Eukaryota; Viridiplantae; Streptophyta; Magnoliopsida; Aquifoliales; Aquifoliaceae. The record is from the annotation of a GenBank genome assembly.